GGUAAAUCUUUCACAUGUGCUACUUAUCUUUGCAGGCAUGAAAGCAGUCAUACUGGAGAGAAACCCUUUAAAUGCACUCUAUGUGGUAAAGCCUUCCCCUAUACCACUGAUCUCAUAGGGCAUAAAAGAACACACGCAGGAGAGAAGCCUUACAAAUGCAAUCAAUGUGGUAAAGCCUUUGCAAAAAACAGUCAUCUCAUAAGCCAUAGAAGAACACAUACUGGAGAGAAACCUUACGAAUGUAACCAGUGUGGUAAAGCCUUUGCACGAAACAGUCAUCUCAUAAGCCAUAAAAGAACACACACUGGAGAGAAACCUUAUGAAUGUAAUGAGUGUGGCAAAGCCUUUGCAGAAAACAGUCAUCUCAUAAGCCAUAAAAGAACACACACUGGAGAGAAAUUUUAUGAAUGUGACGAGUGUGGUAAAGCCUUUGCAGAAAACAGUAAUCUCAUACGGCAUAAAAGAACACACAGUGGAGAGAAACCUUAUGUAUGUAACCAGUGUGGUAAAGCCUUUGCACAAAACAGUGCUCUCAUAAGCCAUAAAAGAAUACACACUGGAGAGAAACCUUAUGAAUGUAACCAGUGUGGUAAAGCCUUUGCACAAAACAGUGCUCUCAUAAGACAUAAAAGAACACAUACUGGAGAGAAACCU
Messenger RNA from Meriones unguiculatus (Mongolian gerbil), 654 nucleotides. Its product is annotated as zinc finger protein 120-like. Gene Ontology annotation, molecular function: RNA polymerase II cis-regulatory region sequence-specific DNA binding; DNA-binding transcription factor activity, RNA polymerase II-specific. The annotation marks the transcript as partial. The record is from RefSeq and is a predicted model, not a curated record. Gene Ontology annotation, biological process: regulation of transcription by RNA polymerase II. NCBI's taxonomy places the organism in Eukaryota, Metazoa, Chordata, Mammalia, Rodentia, Muridae. The transcript has a single exon.